AUGUCCUCUUCACCGAUAUCAUCACCCAUUAACAAGAAUCACGCGUCAAUGGAAGAGGACAAGCCCAUGAACGACACACUGGUGGACGAGGAGGGGGAUGUAGUCCAGUUUGAAGACGAAGAUGAAUCACAGUUUCCGGAAGAGGACGAACCACAGUUUCCAGAUGAAGAUGAGGCGCAGUUUCCGGAGGAGGAGGAAGAUGCGAUGGAUGUGGACGAACCGCCGCCUCCAGAGGUAGAGGCAGGGAAGGGCGGAAAGACCAAGGCGGCCAAGACGACGGCGACAACGAGUUCAACAUCCAAACCGAAGAAGAAGAAGGAAGCGCAGACGCUUGAGAGAGAACCUGGAAAAUCGUUACUCCCUCUUGCGCGUGUUCAGAAAAUCAUUAAAGCGGAUAAAGAUAUACCCAUAGUAGCUAAAGACGCUACGUUCCUCAUUUCAUUGGCAACUGAGGAGUUCAUUAGACGGAUAACGGAGGCUGGGGCGAGGGUCGCCAAUCGAGAGAAUAGGACGACUGUGCAAGGACGGGAUAUAGCGAGCGUAGCGAAACGCGUGGAUGAAUUUCUUUUCCUUGACGAUAUUUUGCCUUUCGUUUCGGCAGAACCUAAACGACAAAACAAAGUAAAGGAUAUGAUUUCAGCUGUGGCGCCGUUGAAGGGUGCUCCAACUGCUUUGGAACAGUUUGUUGGGAAGAAGGGGCAACAACAGGAAAGCAAUAAUCAUGAGGAGGAAGGAUAG
Molecule: messenger RNA, 738 nt
Organism: Coprinopsis cinerea okayama7#130
Lineage: Eukaryota; Fungi; Basidiomycota; Agaricomycetes; Agaricales; Psathyrellaceae
Exons: 4
Coding region: 1-738 (245 amino acids)
Cellular component (GO): nucleus; CHRAC
Molecular function (GO): protein heterodimerization activity
Source: RefSeq, a predicted model, not a curated record